AUGGGAUCAACUCGAACAGUAGUUUGCCUUCUCAAACAAGUGUCAAGAAAAUUACUCUUUUUUUCUGUGCUUAUAAAUUGGUCCACUUGGAAGUGUUUGCAGUCAACACUCUCGAGCAAAGCCAAGCAAAGAGUACACUCUGUUUCCUCUGUUUUUCCUUCUCUUCUUCCUCUGCUUAUCUCAACAGCCUCAUUCUCCUCUCUUCUCCUCUUUUUUCUCUUUUGCAGAAGUGAAUGUGAGACAAGCAGGCAUAUAGCAUGGGAGAAUGGGCAGAGGCGUGGCCGGUGGGACUCAGAUUCAAACCGACGGAGUACGAGCUCGUCCGUCAUCACUUGACCAGAAAACUCAGAGGAGAAAUUGAAGCUAUCUGCCUAAUUCCCGAGCUAUACAUCUACGACUGGGAGCCUCCGGAGUUAUUUGCACGAUACAACGAAUUGUCGAGCAUCCCGUCGGAUGGAAGCGAGUGUUUCUUCUUUUGUCCACGUGGUCGUAAGAGGAAGAGGAAGACCCAGUGUGGAUUCUGGAAAGAGACAAGUACCAUACGUCCUGUACAAGCACCGGGCACCGGUGAAGAGAUAGGGCUCAGGAGGAGCAUGGUUUACCACGAAGGUCAACAAGGAAAUGCCCGCAGGACCAAGUUCGGCAUGUACGAGUAUCACCUAAAUUCGAACAUUUCGGACAGUGAAAUUUCGGACCCGACAGCGUUGGUUCUUUGCCACAUAGCAAUCCGGAAAAGCAAGAAAGCAAAGUCAGCAAUGGCAAGUACUUCAACCGAUUUAAGCGGCCCUACCGAUCUGAAUGAUUCCCAAGACGAAGGAACGCUAGAAAUUGGUGCACAGGCAUCUCCCAGUGUUACUGUUGAAUUUCCCUAUCCGAACGAGACGUCGGAUUUUGAUUUUCCAGACCAGAAUGUGCUGAUUCCUGAUCAGCAGUCUCAAACGAGUGAAGAGCAUCGUUUUUCCUGCAAUGAUCAUUGGCCGUAUUCUCCAAGCAAUGGCUUCGAUCCUGCAGAUUUCUUUAACUUUGACAAUCUCGUGGAUCUCUUGAACUUUGACGAGGGCACUGAUAGUAUGCCCAACCAGAGUGAUAAUGCCAGUGUUUGAGGUCCUUUAUACAUGUUAAUCUCCGCCUUGCCUUACUAUGUCAGCGAUAAUGUUGUGUACCAACUAUGCUUGUCCGAGGUUAGGACAUUGAAUCAAUCUUCUAUCCGGGUAUAUUGUACAAUUACCUGUUUCCUUACAAUUUGAGUAUUUGUCUUAGGACUUGUGAUUUUUAGGUAUGAAGUGAUUUGCAGAAACAGCAGGUUAGGCCAUUAUAUUGAUCUUGUACUGAUUAAUGGCCACCAUUCGCCGAUUACCGGCAACCCUAGAAAUUUUACGCUGUUAU
Messenger RNA from Rhodamnia argentea, 1386 nucleotides. RefSeq names its product protein NTM1-like 9. NCBI's taxonomy places the organism in Eukaryota, Viridiplantae, Streptophyta, Magnoliopsida, Myrtales, Myrtaceae. Gene Ontology annotation, molecular function: DNA binding. Gene Ontology annotation, biological process: regulation of DNA-templated transcription. The record is from RefSeq and is a predicted model, not a curated record. The transcript has 5 exons. The coding region runs from base 258 to 1103 and encodes 281 amino acids.